Molecule: messenger RNA, 5113 nt
Organism: Manis pentadactyla (Chinese pangolin)
Lineage: Eukaryota; Metazoa; Chordata; Mammalia; Pholidota; Manidae
Gene: TINF2
Product: TERF1 interacting nuclear factor 2
Exons: 9
Coding region: 574-1890 (438 amino acids)
Biological process (GO): regulation of telomere maintenance via telomere lengthening; telomere capping
Cellular component (GO): shelterin complex
Molecular function (GO): telomeric repeat DNA binding
Source: RefSeq, a predicted model, not a curated record
CGGAGAGCGGAAGGCGCACAACGCCCGCUUUACAGACUAGGAAGUCUGGCCUCAGAGAGGGACGUGACUUUGGAGGCUGGACGAAGAAAGGCCAAAGCCGGAAGAGCCCAAAGCAGCGGCCACGAGGGCCCAGAGCCGCCCCAAAGACCUCGCAGGCUUUGUGGGGGUGCGGGUGCGGGAGUGGAGGCGGACCGGCUGAGGCGUGGCCUUAUGACGCGGCGUCACGUUCCCCUGUCUGGCGACCCAUUGGCUCUCCUAUUACCGUCCUUUUCCGGGACAGGAAAACGGGUCACAGCCGGAAAGGAGGUUCAAGGCAGCGGCGGCGUCCGAAGCAAAGCGAACUGGUCCCUUUGCAGCCAGUCAGCUUCUCCAUUCAGGCUCCGGCCCGAAUUGGAGAAGUCCUACAGAAUCCCGGCCUGUGGAAGGGCGCCGAAUCGGAUCGCGAAGUAUCCGACGCAGAUCGAAAUUUAAGAGCUCCUGAGCGCCACCGGAAGCCACGCCCCCAGGCGGGUCGGGAAGCCUCGCCGUGGGGGAGGAAACCAAAAGAGAUUGCCCCCGGGGAGCCCGCCAGCCAUGGCUACGCACCCGGGGGCUGGUCCUGCUGCUCUACGCUUCGUAGCCGCUGCCAGCUGGCAAGCCGUGCGUGGGCGCUGCGUGGAACAUUUUCCGCGGGUGUUGGAGUUUCUGCGAUUCCUGCGAGCUGCUGCUCCUGGCUUGGUUCGCUACCGCCACCAUGAACGCCUGUGUAUGGGCCUAAAGGCCAAGGUGGUGGUGGAGCUGAUCCUGCAGGGCCGGUCUUGGGCCCAGGUUCUGAAUGCCCUGCAUCACCACUUUCCAGUGUCUGCACCUGUAGUGCGGGACCCCAAAGCUACAAAACAGGAUAUGAAAAAGAUCUCAGAGGCACAAGAAACUUUUUGCCAACAGGUGAAGCAUCUGGCAGAGGCCCCUGUGGACUUGGCUUCCAAGCUGCAGGAACUUGAACAAGAGUAUGGAGAACCCUUUCUGGCUGCCAUGGAGAAGUUGUUUUUUGAAUACAUGUGUCAGCUGGAAAAAGCACUGCCUACACUGCAGGCACAGCAGCUUCAGGAUGUGCUGAGUUGGAUGCAGCCAGGAGUUUCCAUUACUACUUUUGCCUUGAGCCAAUAUGUUGUGGACAUGGGGUGGCCACUUGCAGAGUGCUCUAUUAAUAAUUCAAUGAACAUGACAGAGCCCGUGGAGCAGAGUCUUCCUCAGCAACCAAGUCUAGCACUCAAUGAUCCUCUGCCAAGAGCCAGGCCUGGCCAUUACCUUCAUCAAGGUCCAGCCUCAAGGAAGCACCCAGAACCUGUGGCUGGCCACUAUUUCAAUUUGGCUCCUCUAGGCCGGCGAAGAAUCCGGUCCCAUUGGGCAACCACUAGGGGAGGCCAUAAGGAGCGCCCCACAGUCAUGCUGUUUCCCUUUAGGAAUCUGGGUUCACAAAUGCAGGUCAUAUCUAAGCCUGAGAACAGGGAAGAACACACGGCAGAUCCAGCAGGCGCUAUGGGCACAAGAGAAGCCUACACUGGAAAGUCUAAGAGUCCCUCCCAGACCCUAGGGGGGAGGGCUCUGAAGGAGAACCCAGUUGACUUGUCUGCCUCAGAGCAGGAGAAUUGCUUGGAUUGCCCCAUGGAUCCCCUGAUACUGUCAUUAUCACCUCCGAUGACCAGGAAGCCAGUGUCUCCUCCAUCUCAGUCCAGCUCUGUCAUUACCAUAGGGGACUUUGUUUUGGACUCUGAUGAGGAAGAAAAUAGCCAGAGGGAAGGAAGGGGGUCUCUGGAAAACUAUCAGAAGACAAAAUCUGAUACCCUGAUCCCCACUUUGUAUGAGUACCUCCCUGCUUCUGGCCCCAGUGACGUGGGUUCCUUCCCAUGACCAUAUAGACAGCUCUAGACUCCUGUGAUAGGAAUGGAAUGCCCUUUGCACUCUGUCUCCUUCCUCAGCUCUACACACAGUUUAGAGGGAAUAAAGUGAAGCCUAGGCUUGGGUUGCCUGUUCACAUUGCUAAAAUUACUUUGUAGUGCUUGAUAAUUAAACAUUGGAGUACUUAAAACACUGUCUUGAUGUGAGGAAGGGAAAUUAAAGCUUCUGUAAGGUCGGUGUAGAUCAUUCCUUAGAAACAGAACUGUCCUUUCCAGGGCUGGAAGAAUCCCUUUGCUUUUUUACUUCCCUUGCAAAGUGGUGUUCCAGUGUGCCCAGAAGGGUUACCAGGGCUGGCAGCCUGAAAGAGAAAUUUCUUUUUGCUAUUCUGAAAAUGUCUGCAUGUGUCCUGAUGCCAGAAUAUAGUUUGUGAAUUCUCGUGCUGUCAGAUUAUCUGUGUGGUGGCACUAGAGUGCAGAUACCUCAUGGAAAAAGUACUCACUGUCCUUGGUAUUGGGUCAGUGCCAGCUCCACCUCCACUUGCUUGGGAGCAGCACCCAGAUGCCAGCCUUGUGCAGAAAGCCCCCAGUAUCUCUUUAUAGUCAUUUGGAUUUUUCUUUAUUGAGGUAUUUAAAAUAUAUGAACAUUUCUGAGUUUUUUAGAUAUUCAAAGAUUCUAUUCAAUGAAGCUGAUUAACAAAACAUGAUUCUAAAUGCCUUGUUCCAGACCAGGGCUAUAUUAAGUACUUAUGUUACAACCCAGCAUCUUUGCCUUUUAAUAAUCUUCAGGAUGCUGGGUGCCCAGAUCCCUAUUCACCUCAUUUUCCCAUGAGUGCCCUGGACAUUGUGUGUGUGCAGAUAGAGAAGUACAGAAUUACUACAGGAGCCUUCAGGAGUGAGAUGACAGGAAAUGACCAAGUCAUCAUAGCCACAGUAGCUAGGAUGGGUGAAGAGCCCACUUGGGUGGGGUGCUGGUGCCUUAGGAGGGCAGAACUGCUCAGAUCUAGCUCUCUUCACUGAAGAUUGGAUUCACCUGCUGAGUGACCCGGAUGAAGGUAGUUCUCCUGCUCAACUCCUUCAGUUUAGCUGCUCCCACGUAGGUACAUGUGGAGCGGAUGCCUCCAAGGAUGUCUCGGAUGGUAUGUUCCACAUCCCCUUUGAAGGGCACCUCCACUAUCUUUCCCUCUGAGGCCCUUAGAGAAGUAAAAAACUUUCUUACCGUUUCUUUCGGAAUUCCUUAAGCCCAGUGACUUAUCUCCAGUCUUUAGCAUUUAGCCCUGGUUCACCACUUUUCUCAUAACCAUCCAUCUCCCAAUGAGUAAGCCACCACCCUACUUAGUCACACUUUCCAAGAACUGCCAGCUCCUGGGCUUCAACACAUACCUGUACUCAGCCACGCCUCCAGCAUACUUCUUCAUGGCCAUUUCAGAACUCAUUCCAUAGAAGAGCUUGUACCUCUUGCCAUUCCUCUCAAUGAGCUCACCACCUGACUCAGUGUGCCCAGCCAGCAUGCCACCCAGCAUCACAAAGUCGGCCCCUGCCCCUGCCAGCAUCAACAAUGGGGGAAAGAGAUGAAUCUGGCUCAGGUGCCCACUCGCCCACCCUGAGAAGCAACUCAUGCCAAAUUCUCAGUCCUAACCAACAUCUUCCUGGGUUUGCUUCAGCUGGCCUACAACCAAUACAGGCUGCUCUGCCCUGGCCUCUCAGUGGGCCUGCUUUCCCCAAGAAUUUUUUAAAAGCCUCUGCAGAUUCCCUGGCUCACUUCUGCUCUUUUUUGCUGCUCUUGCCAUCUUCUGGUCAUUCCUUUUUACUGUGUCCAGCUAAACACACUUCAAGUUUCCCAAGAGCAAAGGUCUCCAACUUCAGUGUGAGCUAGGAUCACCUAGGAAGCUGUGAAAAAUGCAGAUUUGCUGCCCCAUCCCCUAGAAUCUGAUUUUGUAGGUCUGGGUAGGGCUCAGGCAUCCAUACUGUCCAGCAGUCCAGAGGAUCAUGCAGAUGGUGCUGCUUCACACUUGGAGGGUCCCUAUCAGUCUCAGGAUUUCCCCUGGUGGCUUGCCCUAGGUGAAACCACAGCCUUCAGGGUCACUAGUUCAUAUUAUAAAAGAAAUAUGAAUGGCUUUCUCAGCCUUUUCCUAGACCCUCAGAGAUAACUCAUCCUCUUCUACAGGAUCCUCCUCCCAUACCCUCCCCAACAGCCUUACCAAAAGCCUUGGCCACAUCCCCAGGACAGCUGCAGCCUCCAUCCUGCAAAGUACGAAGCACAGUGAAGAGAUGGCCUAGAUUUCCCAAGCUCUCUGAGUGAUGUCCCAUUGACCCACCUCAAAGAUGACACGGACCUGGGAGUCCUAAUCCACCUCUACCAGAGCCUCCAUACCUAGCAGAAAACCUAGAUGUUUGGCAGCCUCAUACCCUACCCAGCUCCAGCCUUACUGAAAUGAUGUGGCCUUUGAGGCCAUGAGCAGCAUCUGCACACUCCAGCACUGCACUGAGCUGUGGGUAGCCCACUCCAGUUUUCUUCCGGGUGGUACACACAGAGCCUGAGGAGAGCGUGACAAGGAUGAGAGUGAAGUGCUCCACAGGUGUCUGCCACCAAAGGGGGAGCCAGUGGCACCCAAGGAACCAGCUUACCAGGUCCAAUUCCUACUUUGAUGAUGUCAGCCCCAGAGAGGAUCAGCUCUUCCACCAUCUCUCCUGUUACCACAUUCCCUGCCUGAGACAGCAAUUAAAACAGCAUUCUUAAGAUUGGAAAGAGAGAGGAGGUUGGGUGUUCUCAUAUAGCACACCUGGACUGUUACCUGUCAAAUUAUUAUAAAGAAGUGGACUUGGGUUCCCUCUCCUGGGUUCCCUAGAGCAUCUAGACUAGCCACUUCAAAGGACCCUGCUUCCCAAGCUGAGGUAAGGGGGUGAGUGGCCUGUGUCACCGCUGUACUAGGGUAAAGCUGGGGUCCCUAUGGACCAAGGUCAAAUCUGAUAUGCAAUAGAUUUAUCUCCCUCUCCCUGCCAGGAGACCCAAACAUAUCCUGUCCUUAAGCUGUUAUACCAUAUAUCCUCUCUGGCUUCAGGGCAAAGCGGAAGACAUGGUAAUGUCAGCUGAAUACCCAUCUGCACACCUGAAUUCGCUUUUGAUGGACAGUACAGAGAGACCCCCCUCAAUGCUGGAGAGAAAAUGAGGCCUCGUCAUCACUUCCCUAAGCUUGUAAAAAAAAUAAAACUUUUUUUUUUUUGUGCAGCCCCUUUAA